CUAAUAUCCAAUAUAUCUCCCUAAUCCCGUUUAAAACCCCCAUUGCUAUCAACACCAUGACUUCCGAAGCCAAAACUAUCGUCGUUGUGGGCGCCACGGGCAACCAGGGCUCCUCGGUGGUACGCACCUUUGCGAAUCUGCCUGGCUGGCAUGUACGCUGUGUGACGCGCAAUGUGUCUUCGCCCGCAUCCCAGGAACUAGGAGGUCUUGGUGCCAGCCUCAUCCAGGCUGACCUGUCCGAUCUCGACUCGUUGUCUGCUGCGUUCGCCGGCGCCCACACCAUCUUUGUCAACACAGAUUUCUGGUGGGCGUACCGGAAGUGCAGCGAGGAUGAUGAAACAAAGAGCAAAGAGUCGUAUGAUCGAGAGGUCCUGCACGGCAAGAACGCUGCUAUCGCGGCGGCAGCGGUGCCGACACUUGAGCGGUUCGUCUACUCGGCGCUGGGGCCGAUGAGGAAGGCGUCCAAGGGGAAAUACACGCAAUCCUUUCACUGGGAGUCAAAGGCUACGAUUGUCAAAUACAUUGAGAAUGAACAACCGGAGCUGUGGAAGAAGACGUCGCUCAUCUAUCUGGGGGCGUAUGCCACCAAUGCUCUGCUCAUGCCAAGGCCUGAUCCGACAACGGGGGCGUACAAGCUGGUGUCACCGAUCAAGGCUGAUAUCAAGAUGCCCAUAAUUGAUACCCGUGGAUCAACUGGUUUGUUUGUCCAGGCCUUGGUAGAACAGGAGAAUGCUGGAACAAAGCUGUUGGCCUACAACAGUUAUCCGACAAUGGAGGAAGUUGCUCGGAUCUGGUCGCGGGUCAUCGGGCAGCCAGUCGAACUGGUGGAAGUCACUACCGAAUUUAUUCACACACAGUUUGGAGUUCCACUGGAAGUACUGGAAGCCCCGAAUUUUCUCAACGAGUUCAGUUACAUGGCCGGCGUGGAUGGCUUCAUAGAGCCAGCCCAGCUAAAGGUCAAGGUCCCGACUCAAUCGUUUGAGGAGUGGCUAAAGGCACGGGGCUGGGAACAGGUUCUGGGGGAUGGAAAAGCCAUGUUGGCGUCUGUCCAGAAGUAA
This is a messenger RNA of Penicilliopsis zonata CBS 506.65, 1058 nucleotides long. RefSeq lists its product as hypothetical. The transcript has a single exon. The coding region runs from base 57 to 1058 and encodes 333 amino acids. NCBI's taxonomy places the organism in Eukaryota, Fungi, Ascomycota, Eurotiomycetes, Eurotiales, Aspergillaceae. The record is from RefSeq and is a predicted model, not a curated record.